Messenger RNA from Penicillium egyptiacum, 582 nucleotides. The record is from the annotation of a GenBank genome assembly. NCBI's taxonomy places the organism in Eukaryota, Fungi, Ascomycota, Eurotiomycetes, Eurotiales, Aspergillaceae.
AUGUAUAUCAUCGUGCUCUCAAAGGUGAACUUAACCAAUUUUCCGGAGCUUAGUAAACUCCAUCUACGCCGGCCACUUAGUGUCGCUGGUAUGGAUACAUCUAGCGUCAUGAAUGAAUCCUCCAACGCGGUUAACUGUGCGACUAAAAUUACUGCGAGUGACAUAGCACAAGCCUCCACUGCGGCACAGAGUACAGCCGAUCAGGUCGGCGACCACCUUCAAACACUAUUCGAAGAUCUUAAAUUGCAUCUUCCCGCAUAUUAUAUCGUUGGACUAUAUGGCUAUUGUCAGGGAGAUAACAGUACGGGGCCUUUUACAAAUUGCUCUAAGCCAAGUACUUCAUUUUCAUUUGACCUGUUGGGGAUCUUCGGCUCGCAAUCCGAGGAGAUCAACGAUAUUCUACCAAAAGACGAUAAUAAAGUCCUCGCCGGCUAUCAUGAUGUUUCAGGAUGGACAAUCUCAGCCUAUAUCCUAGGAUUUACUUUCACUGUAGCUGCGAUUAUUAUCCAAGUUCCCUUACUAAUGUUUUCUAAAGGGAAAAAUUUUCUCGUCGCCUCUUCUAUAAUUGAAGCGCUAACGUAA